This is a messenger RNA of Strongylus vulgaris, 204 nucleotides long. NCBI's taxonomy places the organism in Eukaryota, Metazoa, Nematoda, Chromadorea, Rhabditida, Strongylidae. The record is from the annotation of a GenBank genome assembly.
AUGGUAAGCAAGAAUAAGAAAAGAUUGAAGGCGCAGAAGAGGAAAGUUGUAGAAUGUGAAGAGAUCAAUGUGAUUGAAGUUCCCUCUCGAAAACCUCGAUUGGAUGGCAAUAAUGGGACUCCCCUGGCUGGAAAAGAAAAUGGGACGAAUGCGAAAGAAAGUCAGUGCUUCUCCAUUGAAAAGUUUGAACUUUGGCCACAGUAA